AUGUCCGAUCCCACCAUGAACAGCCCAGACGGUGCCGGCGGCAAGCGCAAGCGCGAGGGCUCUGAUGACCUUGGCCACGACGCACAGCGUCUGAAUCGCUCGUCGCACGGCAGCAACGGCAGCAUGCCGGACAACCAGCACAACUUCGGCCACUCGAUUGGCUACGACCACGGCCUCGGUAACGCAGGGUCCGAGUUGAACAUUGACCAACAAAUUCUCCAGCACGUCGGCCCCCAGAAUGGACUGUCUGAUGACAAUGCUCUCACUGCCAAUGCCAAAGCUGCGCUGGCCGCACAUGCCCCUCAGCACAAGUACCCCCCACCCCCGGAUGCUGCCGCCUUCGAUGCGAACAACCUUACACAGGGGUUGAACUUUGGCGAUGAUAUGGGCCAGGGACCUAUCCCCGGUCCUCACAACCACAACUCCACUGCUGCUGCGGUGUAUGCUGCGCGCGAGGCGCAAAGUAUGAACCAGAAGCCCACUGUCGGUUCUCCCGAGUGGCACCAGAUCCGCAAGAACAACCAUAAAGAGGUUGAGCGACGCCGACGUGAGGCUAUCAACGAGGGAAUCAACCAGAUCGCCCGCCUCGUGCCAAAUUGCGACAAGAACAAGGGUGCCAUUCUGCAACGCGCCAUCGAAUACAUUUGCCAGCUCCAAGAAGAGAAGAAGAACAUUGACGAGCGGUUCGAGCAACACAGCCUCACCGCCAACCAUGCCAUUAACGAGAUCAGCGCAUCCAACCAAAAGUUGAAGCAAGAGGUCGGCCGACGCAAUGCUAUCGCCGCCAAGUGGCUCCAGCGCUGCCGCGAUGCCGGCCUGGAGUUCGACGACUACGAGGAGGCCAAAGAACUCGAGACCCUUGAUGGGAUGGAGUAA
Molecule: messenger RNA, 876 nt
Organism: Penicillium cataractarum
Lineage: Eukaryota; Fungi; Ascomycota; Eurotiomycetes; Eurotiales; Aspergillaceae
Product: basic helix-loop-helix domain-containing protein
Exons: 2
Coding region: 1-876 (291 amino acids)
Cellular component (GO): nucleus
Molecular function (GO): protein dimerization activity; DNA-binding transcription factor activity
Source: RefSeq, a predicted model, not a curated record